AUGACCUCAACAAGUCCUAAACUAUCAUCUCCAGCUGAUACAGAUGACCAUAACGGUACAGAUAAUCAUAGUUUUACACAAAGUUCUAGUGAGAAUCACUUAUCAACUUUGAACGAAGAAGAGAUUACAGAUACUCAAAAUUCAACGCGAGAUAGAUCAGCAUCAUCGACGUCAUUGCCUCCUACAUAUGACAUAGCAGUACAUACUCCAAAUCAGGCAACAUCAGAAAGAUUGAAGAGGCCACCAGGAACAGGUUCUUAUACUAGAUUUGUUCAUAAUCGUUCUCGUCAAUCUAAUGCCGUACGAUCAAAUGAACGAGAAUUAUCUACGCUUGAUCCAACAUCGGAUCGUGUUAGUACAAUUCUUGUUUGGCAAAAUUUAACUGUUCAAGCUCGAGAAGAUAAAAAAAAAGAGUUUUUUAAACGUUUGAAAUCAUAUAAAAAUUUCGUACCAAAAAGAAAAUGUUUACUCAACGAUACAAGUGGAGCUAUCACAGGCGGAUUAUGGGCAGUCAUGGGUCCAUCGGGUUCUGGUAAAUCAACUCUUCUCAAUACAUUAGCUUGUCGUUUGGAUGUCAAUACUAUUGUCGAAGGUGAAAUGCGUUUAAAUGGUGCACCAUAUGAUAAUGCUGAAUUAAAACUUAUUGCUGGUUAUGUUAUUCAAGAUGAUUUAUUAAAUGGAUAUUUAACAGUUGAAGAAACAUUAAUGUAUACAGCAAAACUUCGUUUACCACGAGACUUUACUGAUAAAGAACGAAAAGAACGUGUUGAUGAUGUUAUGGCUGAUUUAGGUUUAUCUCAUGUUAACGAUGUUAUUGUUGGUACAGCAUUAAAAAAAGGUAUAUCUGGUGGCGAACGUAAACGUCUAUGUGUUGGUAUGCAACUACUUAGUCGUCCACAAUUAUUAUUUCUUGAUGAACCAACAUCUGGUUUGGAUUCAGUUACAGCACUUGAUUUAGUUAAAACAUUUCAUGCGCUUGCUCAUGGAAAAUCACAGGAAAAAGCUGUUACAAUCGUUUGUUCAAUUCAUCAACCUCAAGCAAAAAUCUUUAAUUUAUUUGAUUCAUUGAUUUUACUUAAAGCAGGUAGUAUAAUGUAUCAAGGUCCAUUAAGACAAGUAUUGGAAGUUUAUCGUUUAGCUGGAUUUCCAUGUCCUCAACAUACGAAUCCAGCUGAUCAUAUAUUAGAUGUUAUAACACCACCGCAUACUGAUCCAAUUCUUGGUACUGCUGAUAUAUCUCUUGAACGUCAAGCAGCUAUUGAUGAAGCAAUUUUAAGUCAUCAACCACCAAUUGAGAUUGAUCUUGAUAUGGGUGUUAACAAACGUAUUGGUCAAAUGAACAAUAUACCACCACGUCCAACAUGGUUAACACAAGUGAGAAUUCUUCUUCGUCGUACCUUUAGAGAACAAUUACGUCAAAAAAGAAUUCUUAUUGCAUCAAUUGUACAAACAAUUAUCACGGCUAUUUUAGUUGGUACUGUUUUUUUAAGAAUUGGCGAUAAUCAAAAAAGUAUUGUACGUCGUGAAUCAGCCGUAUUUUUCUGUGCUGUCAAUCAAGGUAUUUUCGGUGCCUUAAUGGUCAUUGAUUCAUUUCCUGUGGAACGAGAAUUAACCCUACGUGAACGAGCAUCUGGUACUUAUUUUGCAAGUGCUUAUUUUGCAGCAAAAAUUGCUACUGAAACAUUGAUUCAGUUACCAGUACCAAUUGUAUUUUCAUUUAUUGUGUAUUUUCUAAUUGGUUUACAAGCAACAGCUGCAAAAUUUUUUAUUUUCAUGCUUUUUAUGGUAUUAUGUUCAAUUGCAGCAACAUCAUUAGCAUUAUUAGUUUCUGCUAUAUGUAAAACAACAGAUAUGAGUGUAACAGUUUUACCAUUAGCACUUGAAAUAUCACGUUUAUUUGGUGGUUUCUUUCUUGCACCAUCACGUUUACCAAAAUAUUUUGCUUGGCUCGAUGCUUUGUCAUAUACUAAAUAUGCAUUUGUUGGUGCCGCUUUAAAUGAAUUAAGUGAUCUUACGUUGACAUGUACAUUUGACGAACGAAAAAGUCAUAAAUGUAUUGACAAUGGUGAAAUACUUAUACGUGAACGUGGAUACGAUUAUAUUAAUAUAGGUGGUUGUAUUGGUGCAUUAUUAGGUUAUAUUGUUAUAUGUCGUCUUGUGGCUUUUCUUGGUGUUCGAUUUCUUAAAAACUAA
Messenger RNA from Adineta steineri, 2193 nucleotides. NCBI's taxonomy places the organism in Eukaryota, Metazoa, Rotifera, Eurotatoria, Adinetida, Adinetidae. The record is from the annotation of a GenBank genome assembly.